This is a messenger RNA of Oncorhynchus kisutch (coho salmon), 3530 nucleotides long. Its product is annotated as chloride intracellular channel protein 4. The record is from RefSeq and is a predicted model, not a curated record. The transcript has 5 exons. NCBI's taxonomy places the organism in Eukaryota, Metazoa, Chordata, Actinopteri, Salmoniformes, Salmonidae. Bases 76 to 711 code for a protein of 211 amino acids.
CUUCUUCCCGAUUCCUCUCAGGCGGGAAGUGAUGGCGAGAGCAUCGGGAACUGUCCGUUCUCACAGAGACUCUUCAUGAUCCUGUGGCUAAAGGGAGUGGUCUUCAAUGUCACCACAGUGGACCUGAAGAGGAAGCCUGCAGACCUCCAGAACCUGGCCCCAGGCACACACCCUCCUUUCAUCACCUUCAAUGGUGAGGUCAAAACCGACGUCAACAAGAUCGAGGAGUUCCUAGAGGAUGUCCUCAGCCCACCCAAGUUCACCAAGCUUGGCACCAGACACCCUGAGUCCAACACAGCUGGGAUGGACAUCUUUGCCAAGUUCUCAGCCUUCAUCAAGAACUCCAAACCAGAUGCCAACGAGGGUCUGGAGCGUGGGCUGUUGAAGACCCUGCAGAAGCUGGAUGAAUACCUGCGUUCCCCACUGCCUGACGAGAUCGACCACAACAGCAUCGAGGACAUCAAAAUCUCCACUCGCAAGUUCCUGGACGGUGACGAGAUGACACUGGCUGACUGCAACCUCCUGCCCAAGCUGCACAUCGUCAAGGUGGUGACCAAGAAGUACAGAGGCUUUGACAUUCCCAAGGACAUGACAGGCAUCUGGCAGUACCUGCAGAAUGUCUAUACGCGUGAGGAGUUCACCAACACCUGCCCCAGCGACAAAGAGAUUGAGAUCGCCUACCAAGACGUGGCCAAGAGGCUGGUCAAAUAGGGCUACUCCAUGCCCCCUCCCCCUACCACUGGGACGGGUCUGUUCAGACACGAGCAAGAACUAUGAACUACCUUUCCUUAGCUCAUUUAAAGCAAACCUAAUGCAUAAAUAUCUGAUCCUUCCGUUCCCUUUUUAUUUUUUGGAAGAUUUCUUGAGUACAUGAAUCUCAAAGGUCCGUUGGUCAUUGCUUUUUUGUUUUCUUUCUGUUAUGAUGAUUGUUUCGAGGCGUCUGACUGGCGAGUUGGUCGAGCUACCUGCCAGAUUGGAUGCAGGCUAGUGUGUAUCCGAGCUUAUCAGUUUUGGGGGGCCAUCGAUACACACACUAUAAAGUGGCCUUCCGGCUGACCCUCUGUUUCCACAAGGGAAUAUGGUCACAAGCGGUUUUUUUUCUGUUUGUUCAAUAUUGAUUUGCAUUUCAUGCUUGCUAUGAAAGUAACCAUUACAAGACUGAUUUUGUGUGUUGGUUUAAACAGUGUUGAAAGCUUCAGUGUUUUUGGCUCUAGAGAGUAAAUGAGGGCAGGUGUCACUGCAUGUACUGCAUUAGACGCUAGGCCAAACCACAGUUGACAUGUCAGCGCGAUAUGCUUAAUUUUACUGUUGCGUUGCUUGAGUCAAUUGGUAUAACUAUAAUACAGGUAAGGCUACCUGUUGUCCAAGUUCUGAUACCAUUUACUCCAUAACCUUGUAUGUGGACACAUGGGUGCAAACAUCCAUGACACUUAUGCUACCUGAGCUCAGUCUACAGUCGGCUCAGAUGUGCCAGGUCCUUAGAUUAGAUGUUUUCAGCUCAGAACAAGGGAACUUAAGAUGCAUGAAAUAUUAGAUACUAUGUAGCAAACAAAACCAACCUUUUUUAGACUUGUAUGGGAAUACAAACUGUCCUUCAUCACUGCAUUGCCUCAUCUCACUGCUCCAUAUAGACACUGACACUCUUGGCAGUAAUGCUCAAUUUGCCCAAAAUGAACAUGUUUUUUUUCGCUCUCUGCUGUACAGUACGAAGGGAAAUCUUUAGCUUGUGUUGUGCUGGCAGCAGUGGUAGUUUUCUAUUACACUUCAGCCACCGAAAAGGGGACAUUUUAUUCGGGUCUCACUGUGGAUUGAAUGACUCCUGUUAUCUAAACUAGUGAAGUAACAAAAACACACACUCGCCAUCGUUCUCCUAUCGCAUACAGAAGAUCCCCAAUCAGCCAUCAGAAAAGGUGACACUAAAGAUAUUUAUGAGGAUAGGCAUCGGAGAGGAGACCGGUAAUGUUGUGACUGUCAUUUAGGAUUUCAUUUAGAAAGCUUUCAACGGUAGUGAGUGUAUUCUCUCAUAGUUUCAAAAUGCUUUAGUGUGGAUAAAGCAAAAAUAGGUUUUGUUUUUUCUCCCCUUGUUUUGCUAUCCUUUCAGACAUUUGUUGUAAUACAAAUUUGAUAAAAGGAUUUGUAAAUAUUUGUUUUGAUUAUUCAGAGUUCAAUGUGUAAAUUGUAUACAUUCAUUGGUUGGUUUGAAUGGGGGGGGGGGGGGGGGGGGGUUACUGCUUGGGUUUUAGUACUAGAAGACAUCUCCUCUGGCCUUAUUUGUUUUCUCUUGCUCAGACGGUUUUCAAAAAUCACUGCAAUUACGACAUGUAUAUGUCAAUUUCAGAAGAAAAGAUCCAGGCUAUGUCAUGGCUUUUUUUUUUUUUUAAACAAUAUUGACAUUAUUGAAAUAAACCUAUUAUUGGCACUCUGGUUUGUGGGUGUGAUUUGCCUGUGGGUUGUUCCAGAAAAGAGGAUCAAUGAGUUUUAACCAGCUAACUCAUAAAAAUGCAAAAAUACCCAGAUUUUUGAGGAAUAUAGAAUUGGCAUGCUAUAAUUUACUCAUUAAUCAACAACCCAUAUUCAAGACAACUUAAGCUUCCUAAAUGAAUCAGACAAUCAAGAUAUAUUUAACUGCUUAUCAUAGUUAGCUGGCUAACUAUAUGAUCCUGCUUUCUGGAACACCCCUCUGGGCUAAUGACCUGGUGGCCUACAGUUACUGUGUAUGUCCUUGUGCUAUGUUCAGUGGUGUAAAGGACUUAAGUACAAAUACUUUAAAGUAUUACUUAAGUUGUUUUUGGGGGUAUCUGUACUUUACUAUUUUAUAUUUUUGGACUACUUACUUCCUUACAUUCCUAACGAAAAUAUUGUGCUUUUUACUCCAUAAAUAUUUAGUAGUCAUUACAUAUUGAAUGUUUAGCAGGACAGGAAAAUGGUCCAAUUCACACACUUAUCAAGAGAUCACAUGGUUGCCCCUACUGCCUCUGAUCUGGUGGACUCACUAAACACAUGCAUCUUUUGCAAAUACUGAGUGUUGGCGUGUGCUCCUGGCUAGCCGUAAAAUAUAUAUAUAUAUAUAUAUAUAUAUAUAUAUAUAUAUAUAUAUAAACAAGAAAAUGGUGCCGUCUGCUUGGCUUAAUAUACAGAAUAAAAAAUUAUUUAUACUUUUACUGUUUGAUACUUAAGUAUAUUUUUGCAAUUAUUUUAACUUUUUAUACUUAAGUAUAAUUAGAACAAAAAUAGUAUUUUACUGGGUGACUUUUUACUUGAGUAACUUUCUAUUUAAAACGUAUUUGGGAUCGAUGUCCCUUCCAUGGGACGGUUGUGCUAACGUAGGCUAAUGCGAUUAGCAUGAGGUUGUAAGUAACAAAACAAUUUCCCAGGAUGUAGACAUAUCUGAUAUUGGCAGAAAGAUUAACAAGAAUUUAAGCAAACUGCAUUGUCCAAUUUACAGUAGUUAUUACAGUGAAAGAAUUCCAUGCUAUUGUUUGAGGGGUGCCUAAUUUUGAACAAAGUUAGUAAUAAACAUAUUGGGGAUA